AUGUCAUCGUCCAAUUCCGCUCCUCAAGACCAGCCGAUCCCGGUCCUGCUCCUCAAAACAAAAUCCAGCCCAUCCGACGCAUACGAAGACCUCUUCUCGGCCCCUUCCCAUAACCCCUCUUUUGAACCAACUUUCGUCCCCGUCCUACAGCACAAGUUUGAGGAAAAGGGAGUAGACAGGCUCCGAAACUUGCUCCGCCAGAAGCGCAUCGGGAGCAGCCCGGACUGCGAGUUCGGCGGGCUGAUAUUCACUUCCCAGAGGGCGGUGGAAGCAUUUGCGCAUGUAGUGCUUGAAGAUGAAGCUGCAAAAGAUGACCCCGAAUGGCCUCACUUACAGAACAUCCCUAUCUACAGCGUAGGCCCAGCCACCACCCGCGCCCUGUCCGCCGUCUCCCAGCAGCCUCCCCUCCAAAUCUUCGGCAGCCACACGGGCAACGGCGAUGCCCUCGCGCAAUUCAUCCUCGACCACUACGCCGAGUGGCACCGCGGAAACCACCCCGCCCGACUACCCCCCCUGCUAUUCCUCGUCGGCGAGCAACGCAGAGACAUCAUCCCCCGCACCCUGAUGGAUCCGUCCCUCCCCGAAACCCGCAGGAUCCCCGUCGUCGAAGAGGUCGUCUACGGCACGGGCGAGAUGCCCUCGUUCCCGGACGACUUCGCGGCCGUCCUGCGCAGCACGCAUCGCUGCCCAGAGCGCUGGGCCGUCGUCUUUUCGCCCACGGGCUGCGACAGCAUGCUCCGCGGCCUCGGCGUGCUGGAUCCCGAGACGGGCAAGUUCUCUGGGCGGCGGGACGAGGGGACGUAUGUCGCUACGAUUGGGCCUACGACGAGGACACAUCUUGUCAAGAACUUUGAUUUCGAGCCUGAUGUUUGUGCUGAGACGCCGACGCCAGAGGGAAUAUUGGAGGGGAUAGUGGCUUUCCAGAAGAAGAGGUUAGAGAAGACGGCAUUGUAGCAAUGGAAAUGGAUAGAAGUCAAGCAAGAGGAGGAAUAGAAAUUGUAAAGCCAAUGCUGGCCAUUGGCAUUUUAACAAGACACUGCAACACACUGUAAGAGUACGCAUGGAAUCGAAGGCAGCAAUAAAUACAAAUGGGGGGAAAGGCG
Trichoderma virens Gv29-8 is the source of this 1103-nucleotide messenger RNA. RefSeq lists its product as uncharacterized. Gene Ontology annotation, molecular function: uroporphyrinogen-III synthase activity. The coding region runs from base 1 to 954 and encodes 317 amino acids. NCBI's taxonomy places the organism in Eukaryota, Fungi, Ascomycota, Sordariomycetes, Hypocreales, Hypocreaceae. The transcript is spliced from 2 exons. The record is from RefSeq and is a predicted model, not a curated record. Gene Ontology annotation, biological process: uroporphyrinogen III biosynthetic process.